CAUAUCUGGACCCAAUCUUCCUGGCUGCACAGUCUUCCGCCACAUUAGGAGGAUUAUUUUUACUUCUAUGUAGCAAUUGAAGAUUGAUUUUAAGACCCCAUGAUCCCCAGGACUCAGCGAAGUUCCUGCCCAGAGAAAGCCGAUUGUGCGGAGUCAGGCAUCUGAUGUGACUUCAUUUGAGGACUGAAUUACAUUCUCCCAGGAGCACGAAGCUUUGUCAUGGAGCUAAGGCCUACUGUGCUGUUUCUGGUUUGGACUUACCUGUCAACACUGUUCACAGAGUUGACUGGACACAAAGUGUAUACAAAUACCUGGGCAGUCCGGAUACCGGGGGGUCCGGCAGUGGCUGACGAAUUAUGUGAGAAACAUGGCUUCAUUAACCAUGGGGAGAUUUUUGGAGACUAUUAUCAUUUUCAACAUCGGGCUGUGGUGAAAAGAUCUCUGAUACCUCAUCGAUCUAGACACUUUCUGCUGAGCAGAGAACCUCAGGUACACUGGGCAGAACAACAGGUGGCAAAGAAAAGAAGAAAAAGAGAUAUUAUUACAGAACCAACGGAUCCCAAAUUCACAUCACAGUGGUAUCUGUAUGAUGCAAGCCGUCAUGACUUACAUGUAAAAGAAGCCUGGGAGCAGGGAUACACUGGCCAAGGCAUUGUGGUUUCAAUCCUGGAUGACGGAAUUGAGAAAAAUCACCCUGAUUUACAAGGAAAUUACGAUCCUGCUGCCAGUUAUGAUGUCAAUGACCAAGAUCCAGAUCCACAGCCCCGAUACACUCAGUUGAAUGAUAACAGGCAUGGUACGCGGUGUGCGGGUGAGGUGGCAGCAGUGGCAAAUAAUGGAAUUUGCGGUGUUGGAAUAGCUUUUAAUGCCAAGAUUGGUGGUGUUCGAAUGCUGGACGGGGAAGUAACUGAUGCUGUAGAAGCAAGAUCACUAGGUCUCAAUCCCAACCACAUCCAUAUCUACAGUGCCAGCUGGGGUCCGGAGGAUGAUGGCAAGACAGUUGAUGGUCCAGCCCAUCUAGCAGAAGAGGCUUUCUUCAGAGGCGUCAACCAGGGUCGUAAUGGUCUUGGCUCUAUAUACGUUUGGGCCUCUGGUAAUGGCGGGAGAGAACAUGACAGCUGCAACUGUGAUGGGUACACAAACAGCAUCUACACAUUGUCCAUCAGCAGCACCACUCAGUAUGGCAAUGUACCAUGGUACAGCGAGGCCUGUUCUUCCACACUGGCUACAACGUACAGCAGUGGAAAUCAGAAUGAAAAACAGAUUGUGACAACAGAUCUAAGACAGAAGUGUACAGACACUCACACAGGAACAUCAGCAUCUGCUCCACUGGCUGCUGGAAUUAUUGCUCUGGCUUUGGAAGCAAAUAAUAAUCUCACCUGGAGGGAUAUGCAGCAUCUAGUUGUGCGAACAUCAAACCCAGCUCAUCUUAACACAAAUGAUUGGAGCACAAAUGGAGUUGGGCGCAAAGUCAGCCAUUCGUAUGGAUAUGGACUCCUGGAUGCUGGGGCCAUGGUCGCUCUUGCCAAAAACUGGACCACUGUGGGACCUCAGAGGAAAUGUGUCAUCAACAUUCUCACUGAGGCAAAGGACAUAGGGAAGCGCUUGGAAGUCAGAAGGAAAGUGGAGCCAUGCACUGGAAUGUCCAAUUACAUCAGCACCCUGGAGCAUGUCCAAGCCAGGCUAACCUUGUCCUACAACCGCAGGGGAGAUCUUGCCAUUUAUCUGACAAGUCCUAUGGGUACUCGUUCUUGUCUGCUGGCACCUAGGCUUCAUGAUUACUCUGCAGAUGGCUUCAAUGACUGGGCUUUUAUGACCACGCAUUCAUGGGAUGAGGAUCCAGCAGGAGAGUGGGUGCUGGAGAUUGAAAACACCAGCGGUAACAAUAACUAUGGAACACUAACCCAGUUUGUCCUGGUGUUGUAUGGCACUGCAUCGGAUCCUCCAAUCCUGCUCAACCAAGUUGAUGGUGGAGGAUGCAGGACUGUUGCCUCUAGCCAGUCCUGUGUUGUUUGUGAAGAAGGCUUUUUCCUCCAUCAGAAGACUUGUGUAAAGAACUGUCCUCCAGGAUUCACAGCCAGUGUCCAGAGUAUCCAGUACACACUGGAGAACAACAUAGCACCUCUCCUGGCCAAUGUGUGUGUGCCCUGCCAUCCUUCAUGUUCUACCUGCAAAGGAACCACUCCAACUGACUGCCUCAGCUGCCCAGCUCACUCACACUACAAUGUGCUGGACUUUUCCUGUUCCCAUCAAGUUCAGAUAAGCAGGGCAUCUCCAUCACUAAAAGAGGCUGUGCAAGAAACAUCGAAGGGUUACUCAAGCUUACCAGUCGUCGUGGCCUCCCUUAGCUGCAUCACGAUAGUCAUUGUCUUUGUGAGUGUCUUCUUAUUCCUCCAGGUACGUUCCGGGGUUAUCCUGGGCAAGAAGAAGUUGUACAUGUUGGACAGUGGAAUCAUCUCUUAUAAAGGAAUCCCAUCACAAAUGUGGCAGGAAGAAGGAUUAUCAGAGUCUGAGACAGAGGAGUUUUGCACUUACAAUGAAAGAACUGCUUUUAUAAAGCAACAGAGUGCCCUUUGAUGACAAUUCUGACACCACCUACGCAAAACGCCAUGCCAUCAUACAGACUCCAUUUAGGUUUCCUUUCAACACUGGAUGAGUCCAAAUGGAUACCGACCUUUUCAUCAGCAUCAUGAUUCCAUCCAGUGCUAUGGAUAAUGUCC
Nanorana parkeri is the source of this 2720-nucleotide messenger RNA. It is a transcript of the gene FURIN, whose product is annotated as furin, paired basic amino acid cleaving enzyme. Gene Ontology annotation, biological process: peptide hormone processing. The record is from RefSeq and is a predicted model, not a curated record. The transcript has 15 exons. NCBI's taxonomy places the organism in Eukaryota, Metazoa, Chordata, Amphibia, Anura, Dicroglossidae. Bases 220 to 2577 code for a protein of 785 amino acids. Gene Ontology annotation, molecular function: serine-type endopeptidase activity. Gene Ontology annotation, cellular component: trans-Golgi network; Golgi membrane.